Effrenium voratum is the source of this 1428-nucleotide messenger RNA. The record is from the annotation of a GenBank genome assembly. Lineage: Eukaryota; Dinophyceae; Suessiales; Symbiodiniaceae.
AUGGAGGAGCUCACGGUGCGGAUUUUCUUCGGCGUGGACUGCCUGGAGGUCACCUUCAAGCGCAUGGAGGAUGCCGCUGCCUUCUUCGACGCCGCGGCGGAGCGCUACUCGAAGGAGAACAAGUCCCAGGCGCCUCACAAAGCCGCGCAAGCUGCGCCCGCGCCAGAGAAGGCAGCGACGCCCACCCCGGUGAGGCGGAAGCGCGAGUUCGAUGACGACGGCUUCCUGUCCACCGCUGCGCACGGCCGCUUUGAAACCCACUCGGUGAUGCCCCAGGAGAAGAGGGCACGGACAAAUGCGGUGAUGCGGCCGUUGCAGCGUGCGCCCCCGCCCCGCUCCUCCGCGCUGCAGCGGCGGCCCUCCAACCCCCCGCAGGACUCCUCCAUGUACCGUGGCUACCGCGACCGGUCCUCCUUGGCCUUGGGCUCCUUCGGAUUGCAGAACCUGGGAAACACCUGCUACCUGAACGCUGUGACUCAGGCCAUCAGCGCGCUGCGGGAGUUCGUGACGGACCUGAGAGACAUGCCGCGGCGGAUCUGUGCCGGAAAGCUCUUCAAGUGCACCGUCGACAUUCUGGACAAGAUGCAGGAUACUUCCCUCUUGGCGCCGCUGAGCCCGGCCAAGCUUCGCGAGCAGAUCGCAGUGGCUGCGCCGAUGUUCCGCGGCUCGGGGCAGCAGGACGCCCAUGAGUUCUUCCUGGAGUACAUGAACCAGCUUCACGACGAGCUGUUGAGCGGCCUCAAGGCCACAGAACCCAUGGAGGGCGAGGAGCCGCUGCUGGCGACGCAGAGCCAUUUCGAUGCGGAGGUGCAGAAGAAUUUGCGGUGCAUUGAGUGUGGCCACUCCCGGCAAGUCCUGGAGCGCUUCAGGGACUUCUCCCUGGACUUUGGCGGAGACGCGCCGGAGCAGUUGCAGGAGAUGCUGCGGAGGUACUUCCAGCCCGAGAUCCUCGAGGCCAAGUGCGAGCAUUGCAGCGCGGAGACGGCCAAUGUGGACCUGAGCCUCACAGAGUUCCCGAAGGUCAUGGUGCUGCACCUGAAACGCUUUGUGCCCAACAUGGAGAAGCAGAUCUACGAGAAGCAGCACCAAGCGGUGCGCAUCCCUUCCACGUUGGACCUGGGCCUCGCGUGCGCCUCCCCUCGCCCGCCUGCGCGGCCUCUGGCGGCAGAGUCGCCCAGCCGCGUGAGCCCCGGGUCGCCCGCCGGGCCCAGCUAUCGGCUCCGCGCGGUGGUGGCCCACGACGGGCCGUCGCCGAGGGCGGGGCACUAUGUGUGCUACUCCUGCUCCGCCACCGGCGAGUGGUCUUUGUACGACGACUCCCGGGUCAAGCGGCUUCCGGUGGGCGAGGAGCCCUGGAGCGAGGUGGGCAUCAAGGCGUAUAUGCUGUUUUAUGUGUUGUGCAAGGACGAGAGUGACCUUGCGAGCUGA